This is a messenger RNA of Recurvomyces mirabilis, 1491 nucleotides long. RefSeq lists its product as uncharacterized. Gene Ontology annotation, biological process: lipid catabolic process. The transcript is spliced from 6 exons. NCBI's taxonomy places the organism in Eukaryota, Fungi, Ascomycota, Dothideomycetes, Mycosphaerellales, Teratosphaeriaceae. Bases 1 to 1491 code for a protein of 496 amino acids. Gene Ontology annotation, molecular function: triacylglycerol lipase activity. The record is from RefSeq and is a predicted model, not a curated record.
AUGGCGAUGAGAUAUUGCGCGUUGCUUGUCAUCUGCUUGACAUCCGACUUCGCGGCUGGCAAUCUGAUUUCGCAGAACAACACCUUCAACUCAACUUUUCGCUUGACACCCGCCCAGAUUGCAGCCACGAACCUCACUAACGCGACGGUUCAAAACGUGGAGAUCGCUCUCAGGUUCGAGCGCAGCAACAACGCUGGGUAUCUAAUACAGGAUGAUCCAUUCUAUCAUGUCCCGGCAUCAUACAAUUCCCAAGAUCCACCACCUCCUGGAACCAUACUCAAGGUAGAGGAGCAUACCAACCUUACCCUGUACACAAUCCCAAACAGCAUCUCGAUGUCUCGCUUCCUCUACGUCUCGGAGACGUUCAAUGGCUCAUCUGUGCCGGCUUCAGCAUACGUUCUGGUAAAGAUAUCCGCAAGCGCUCAGCCGAUCGAGGACUAUGCUAACAACGCGACAAAUUUGACAGCUUGCAAGGACGGCAACGCCAGUACUGGCCCGCUCUAUCCCACUAUUGGCCUUUGUCACGGAACUUCUGGUCAGACACAAGCUUGCGCCCCAUCUGGAUUGCGCAGCUUGUGGGAUGACUUCCACGAGCCAUUCGCCCUUGCGUUGGCCGGUUAUGCUGUUGUGGCCCCCGAUUAUGUAGGUCUUGGUGUGCCCAACAUCACGAGCCCGUACUUCAUCCUUCCCAGCCAAGCAAACGACUUGUAUCACUCGGUAGCUGCCGCCCAAUCUCAUUGGCCGGGCAUGCUGUCGAAGGAGUUUGUGAUUGCUGGGCAAAGUCAAGGAGGAGCUGUAGCGUGGGCGGCUGCACAGAGGCAACAUCAGCGUCCUGUCGAAGGCUAUCUCGGCACGAUGGCUGCAAGUCCUUUCACUGACGUUAUUGCUGAUAUUGUCGCCGAUAACGCAGCGGAGAACAACGCACGAGUCGCAGGUAUCGCCCAGGGCUUAGAUACUGUGCUACCGGACUUUAGCAUUUCGGAUUGGCUGACACCUCUUGGUGUUGCGCGAUGGAACCUCGUCCAGGAGAUCAAAGGUUGCGGCACAACUGGUGGACAGCUUUCCGCUGCAGAGGGUGGAACCCUUCAGAUCUUGAAAGAUGGCUGGAACGAGACCUGGGCUGCGGACUGGUACCGUAACAACACAAUGAACGGUGGAAAAGCUUUUGCAGGACCGAUGCUGGUUAUUCAGGGCACACAAGACCCGAACGCCAAUGAGCCAGUAACAUCAAAGAGCGUCAACGAGACGUGUGUACUGUAUCCCGACAGCCAGCUUGAGUACAUCAGAUGGGAGAACAUCACUCAUGUGCCUGUGCUCUACGCCGCCCAGCAUUUGUGGCUGGACUGGAUCAAAGAUCGAUUUGAUGGGGUGGCUGCAACAGAGGGCUGCAGUGUCGAGACCAAGAGUCCCCCACGAGGAGUCAAUGGCGUACAAUUUGCUGGAUUCAACGACAACACAUGGUUUAUCGAAUAUGAUGUAUAUGGAAUCUAG